CUAGAACUUCAUCCGUGUUCAUCAAAACAGUGGAUAAAAUCAUUUGCUUAAAGCCGUGUCUACAAUCAGCAACAAUUUCACCUCCAACUUUUCUAAUCAUUUCAUGGACCUGAGAUAUGCCCUUGAACCUUUCUGCAUAAACAGGUGACAGGAUCUGUCAGACUAAACCAUCGCCCUGAACUCUAUAACAGCAAGAGAAACUGCCUGCAAAAAAUUUGAGAAUAUUUUCGAUAUCCUGUAUUACUGUCACUUGAAAUUCAUCUGGAUCAAGGCUUAUAGAAGUGAUCGAUUGUUUUUCAAUUCAUGGAAUGUUUUUUUGAGCUAAACAGAUAUUUUAUCACGUUUUUCCUAUUUUCACCUGUCAACUGGAUCAAGGGGAAAUGGACUAUUUACCUUUUUGGUUGUUUGAGAUAACUAGAACAAAUUUAGGAAACAUAUUUCCAUUAGCUAUAAUUCUAGGCCGUCAAAAAAGCAAAUGAACGUUUAAUGAUUUCUGAUUUACACAAAACAUUUUUUGUUUUUUGUUUGGAAUUAAGUAAAUUAUAUUCUGAUACGAAUUCAAGAUUGAACUCUAAAUUGGCAUUUAAAUAAAUAAAAUAUUUUCACUUUCCUUAAUUUUUGGAUUUCUAUUCUGAGACAAUCCAGAAAUCCCAUAUUUCCCUUUUUUUUUUGACUGGGCAUGCAAAAUAAGAAUAUUUUGAUGAUGAUUUUUUAGGAGUUUGUGAGUGUAAAUAAGAUACAGUCUCUGAGAUUACGGAUCACCUUGGGUGAAGAUUAAAGACAUUGAAGAUGCCCAGAGCAUUUCUGGUGAAGAAGUCCAGUUUGACAUCAGGAAAGAGGAAAUGGGGAGAAGUACCAGAUGAGAAUAGAGGAGACAUGUUUAUUCCAGCAGUGACUGUGGGAUAUGUGACUCGAGAUGAGAUUGAACCUGCGUGUGACCGAGAGGUGGCUCUUGAUUUGUCUCUUCAUCACAUUCGUUGUAUGACAGAGCCUUCCUCAUACCAUGUAACAGAAGAAAAGGAAGUACGGGAACAUGGAUUUCAAGACCAUGGACAAUCUCUUCAGGCUGAACAGAAGAUGCUUUUCCGUUGCACUCUUUGUGACAAGAGCUUCACAUACCAGCGGAUGCUAAACCGUCACAUGAAAUGUCACAGUGAAGUCAAAAGGCAUCAAUGUGAACAUUGCGGCAAAGGAUUUAAUGACACCUUUGACUUGAAGAGACAUGUGCGCACUCACACAGGUGUUCGCCCAUAUAAAUGCCACCUCUGUGACAAGGCCUUCACUCAGCGUUGCUCACUGGAGUCACACUUGAAGAAAAUCCAUGGGGUGCAGCAGAACUAUGCUUAUAAAGAACGGCGGACCAAGCUGUAUGUGUGUGAGGAUUGUGGCUACACUGCUGACAGCCAGGAGAGCCACAUCCAUCAUUUGCAAGAACAGCAUCCCCACAGUCCCCUAAUCCCACGUGCUACAAAAAAACUCACCAUGACCCUACAGACCACAGUAAACUCUCUGAUACAAGGAGGUCAUCUCAUCUGAAGCUGGAUUUUCUGCUCGUCAUGAUUAUUUGAGUUAUGUCAAAAUUUAGUUCCUGACAAUUUUGAGUUGCUUCCUUUGCUACAGCUACCACACAGUCAAAUUUCCAAUUUUGAGCCGGAACAUUAAGUCCAAAGUUCAAAAUUUCACAAGUGCCAUAUUCAUGAAAUUUGCUCUAUCCCAGAUGGCUGUUGGUGACAAAAACAGUUAAUAUGCUUCAAUUAACAGCAGUCAUCAUGGACAAUGUGACACUGGCAAAACUUUCUAUAGAAAACAUAGUGACAUUUACUCUAACAUAUCAUAUCAUAUUCCUUUUUAUAAAUGGCAAUAUAAAUAUAUUUUUAUGCUCAUUGUAAAUAUAUAUAGCUAUCUAUAUAUAGCUAUCUAUAUAAACAAAAUUUUCCAGUGUAGGAUGCAUAAAGUGAUCUCAUAAA
This is a messenger RNA of Pelobates fuscus (common spadefoot toad), 1967 nucleotides long. RefSeq names its product ovo like transcriptional repressor 1 (gene OVOL1). The coding region runs from base 790 to 1536 and encodes 248 amino acids. The record is from RefSeq and is a predicted model, not a curated record. Gene Ontology annotation, biological process: epidermal cell differentiation; regulation of transcription by RNA polymerase II. NCBI's taxonomy places the organism in Eukaryota, Metazoa, Chordata, Amphibia, Anura, Pelobatidae. The transcript has 4 exons. Gene Ontology annotation, molecular function: RNA polymerase II cis-regulatory region sequence-specific DNA binding; DNA-binding transcription factor activity, RNA polymerase II-specific. Gene Ontology annotation, cellular component: nucleus.